This is a messenger RNA of Camelina sativa (false flax), 775 nucleotides long. RefSeq lists its product as uncharacterized. Lineage: Eukaryota; Viridiplantae; Streptophyta; Magnoliopsida; Brassicales; Brassicaceae. Gene Ontology annotation, biological process: regulation of DNA-templated transcription. The record is from RefSeq and is a predicted model, not a curated record.
GACAGGUUCAGUGGUUAUGGACUUGAUAUGGGUUCCUUGUCUCCUUUUUUCUGUCAAAACAUUUUACAGACAACUUGGUUUCUUCCAUAUUGGUUCCAUCCUCAAUGUCUCUCUCUAUAUAUGGCUUUGUUACUUGUCUCUAAUCCCGGACCCGGAGUGAAACAAGUGAUGAAGAUGGUGGGGUUCCAGAAGCUCAAGCAUCGUCGUCGCAAGGGACGAAAAGAGAAAUCCAAGUUUCGCGAAACUUACGCCCAAAGAAACCUCCGGAUCCUUCGAAAUAUUGUACCAGGCUGUGAAGAGAUCGAGGACGAGGAAGCCUUGUUUCGCAAGUCAAUCGAACAUGUUAUGCUUCUCAAGUCUCAGGUUACUUUACUUAGAAAGAUAGCUCAUGUAUGUGGGGUCUAAAAGAACGUAAGUUCUCAAGUUGUUAUGCAUUAUAUUAUAAGAUCAAACGAGAGAUACAUAAGAAACAGAGGAGGAGAUACAUAAAACAUGGCCAAGAAAAGUAAUAUUACAUAGAGAAAAAGGAUGAAGAAGACAGAAGAAAAUUUCAGUUUUUGUUGUAAAAAGUGAGAUCGUAAUUUGUACGUAAAGAAGAAGAGAGAGUGAGCAUGUGUUGGAUCGUUGUGACCCAUGUCUUGUAACGACUGUAAUCAUCCGCCAUGUCUAGUUUGAUAUCUCCUCUGUUCGUCCUCAGGACAAUGAGAUAACAAGUGUCCUCUAUGUUGUUGUCUUCGCUAUCCGAAUCCUUGUAAAGUUCCACAUGAACAUUCGU